GUCAGUUUACGACAGAGCGCAAGCAAUGUCUACUUCAAACAUUUACCCAAGUACAUCAAGAAUAGAAUUCUUAACCACAACAAGAGGAGGCAUAUCACUUCGGUACGAAGGCCGCCGUUACCACCGAAAAAAAGAUUUAUGUAAAUGGGGAAUCGUUCUUUAAGUGUUGUACUAAAAGUGGUUGCAAGGGCAAUCAAACUUUAAACUCUCGUAAUGAAAUUACAAAGUCACCAAAGCCACACGACAGCGACUGUGAAAGCAACUAUGAAAGAAAUGUCAUUUUAAAGCAGAUGGACUACCUAAAGCAAAAAAGCAGUUCCAACUUUGAAUCAAUACAGAAGCAGUAUGAAAAGGUAGUGCAUGAUCUUAAAGACAAUGGUAUUCAUUUUCUUGCUGAUAUACCAAAAUUUAAUUCUAUAAAGACUGGCCUUUAUAAUGAACGGAACAAGGUUUUAGGUGUAUCAAAAUCUCGUUUUCAACAUUGUCGUGAUGCAGAAAUACCCUCUAAAUUUAAACGUUUUUUACUUGCUGAGUAUGUGGAUGACGAUUAUCGUAUAAUUGUGUUUUGUACCAAUGAAAACAGAAGAAAGUUAAGUUACUAUUACCACUUUUAUGCCGAUGGUACAUUCAAGAGUUGCCCAAAAGGGUUUAAACAACUUUAUUCUAUACAUGGAUAUAAUAAACAGAGUCAGUCGGUAGAUCCUUUGUUAUUUGCAUUAUUACCUGAUAAAAAGCAGAAGACCUAUGAAAUUUUGUGCUAUUUAAUAAAAGCAACAUUACCAUCUUGGAGGCCUAUAAAAAUCACUCUAGAUUUCGAAGUAGCUGCCAUUAAUGCUUUUCAAAACGUUUUUCCAAAAAUAAUAUUUAAGGGUUGCUAUUUUCACUUUAACCGUUGCUUGUGGAGGAAAGCAAAAGAUUAUAAUAUAAAGCUAAGGACUGAGAAACGACAUGUAGCGCGGUGUGUGGGACUUGCGCGAUUGCCAAUUCAAUACAUAGAAGACGGAUAUGAUUACGUAAUGAAUAGAAGCCCCAAUGGUGAAGGAAUUAACAAGUUUAAUAUGUAUUUUAAAAAACAAUGGAUGAAAAACAAUCAAAUGCUCGAUACUUGCUCUUGUUCAAAUGAGAAAAUAAGGACAAAUAAUAACAUCGAAGGGUGGCACGGAAAAAUAAAUAAGUAUAUUGGGAGAAAAUAUCCAUCACUGUCACAAUUAUUGGAAUGUUUAGAAACCGAUAGUGGUAGUUUGGCAAGCGAGUCGUGGCACUAAGCAUUUUUACAAAUUUUUUAUGUGGCAACAUUUUCGAACUGUCAUGUCAAACGUCACAAAUCUGUUUUGUAACCUAUCGUCUAGUGUAUUUUUAUCAAAAUAUUCCGAAAUUAUGUCGAAACCGAUAAAAAGUGGCGUGAGAAGUAUGUUGUAUACUAUGAUAAAUAAUUACGAACAUUGAAAAAGUGAAUUCAGUGAAGCUGCGAUGGAAAAACAACGCCUUUUGGAUGAAAUCCUGUCCGCGUCAGCUCGUGUGGAUGAUGAAGUUAGAAAUUCAAUUCAAGGUCUAGUUCUGGAGUUACAAAAAAGUCAAGAAAAUGAGAUGUGGAAUUCAAAGUCACGAUAUAUAACACAAAUCAGCACCAUGACAGGAGUAAGUGUUAGAACAUUACGACGAAUACAAAAAGAAGGUUCUAUGAACCAAGGUGAAUGGAAUACACCAGGUAAAAAACGACCACGGCAACCGACAGUGUCCAAUUUGGAUGAUUUUGAUAUUUCUGUCAUAAGAAACAAAAUAAACGAGUUUUAUGUUGUCAAAAAGUGUGUUCCAACCUUAAGAAGCUUACACAUGGAGCUGCAGGAUUCAAUUCAGUUCUCUGGAAGCCGGGAAACGCUGCGACAACUUUUACAUAAA
Pectinophora gossypiella (pink bollworm) is the source of this 1899-nucleotide messenger RNA. RefSeq lists its product as uncharacterized. The transcript is spliced from 3 exons. NCBI's taxonomy places the organism in Eukaryota, Metazoa, Arthropoda, Insecta, Lepidoptera, Gelechiidae. The record is from RefSeq and is a predicted model, not a curated record. Bases 291 to 1265 code for a protein of 324 amino acids.